AUGAAACCAAACGCUGGUUUCCCAAUUGUUUCGAUUUCAAAGAAUGGGGAAAAUUAUAUUCUGACACAAGAGUCGAGUAGCGGAAAAGGUGAACGUUGGGACAUUCCUUUGUUUAUCCACGAAGACUUGCUUUGCAGCAAAAAUAACUACUCCGUUAAAGUUCUCCCGAAAGAAUCACAAAAUUUGAAGCUGCUCGUGAGCUCCUUGCCUAAAAGUCCCAAUUUCAACAUCGGAUAUGGUUAUUACCAAGUAGAGCUCGACGAGGGUUUGUUCGAUGAACGAGUUGAACUCUUUGAGGACAAACAGACGAACUGUGACUCUUCAGCUCACUAUCGUUUUCUGGUUGAAGGGACAAUGAAUAUGAACAAGAAUAUUCGUAACAAAUCAACAAAUCUCUUGAAGAAACAUUUCCCCGAACGCCAGGAGAAGCAAUUCACGGACGAGUCUCAAAAAUUACGACGUCGUCUGGGAAUUUUC
Molecule: messenger RNA, 477 nt
Organism: Mesorhabditis belari
Lineage: Eukaryota; Metazoa; Nematoda; Chromadorea; Rhabditida; Rhabditidae
Source: the annotation of a GenBank genome assembly